This is a messenger RNA of Moneuplotes crassus, 1258 nucleotides long. The record is from the annotation of a GenBank genome assembly. Lineage: Eukaryota; Ciliophora; Spirotrichea; Euplotida; Euplotidae.
AUGUUCAGUUCAGCUAUUACUAGAAGACUCUCUAAAGCAACCUCAGCCCUGCCUUGUAGAGCUUUCGGAUCCUUUGUAAAAUUCAAUAGGGAUGAUCCUCUAGACCUUGAAGGACUCCUUACUGAAGAAGAGAAGUUGAUUCAGCAGACAGCUAGACAAUACUCUCAAGAGAGAUUAGCUCCAAGAAUCUUGGAAUCACAUCGUCAUGAAAAAUUUGAUAUAGAUAUUUUCGAAGAGAUGGGUGAACUUGGAUUCCUUGGAUGCACUAUUGAUGACUAUGAUUUACCAGGAAUCUCCUCAGCAGCUUAUGGACUAAUUAAUAAAGAGUUAGAGGCAGUAGAUUCGAGUUACAGAACAGCGAUUAGUGUACAAUCAUCUUUGGUCAUGUUUCCUAUUUACGAAUAUGCUUCCCAAGCAGUCAAGGAUCACUGGAUUCCAAAGCUUGCAACAGGAAAGACUAUUGGAGCCUUUGGACUCACUGAACCAAAUCAUGGAUCUAACCCAGGAGGCAUGGAAACUACAGCACAAGACAAAGGAGAUCAUUUCCUGCUAAAUGGUAGCAAAACCUGGAUAUCUAACUCUCCAGUCUCUGACGUAUUUGUUGUUUGGGCAAAAGAUGACAAUAAAGAUAUUAGAGGAUAUGUGCUAGAUAGGAGCAUGAAAGGAAUAGAGACCCCAGUCAUUGAAGGAAAGUUCUCAAUGAGAGCAUCUAUCACAGGAAUGAUUUUAAUGGACGACGUUAAAGUUCCAAAAGAAAAUAUUCUUGAUGUCAAAGGACUCAAAGGUCCUUUCUCUUGUCUAAACAACGCAAGAUUUGGUAUCUCAUGGGGAGUCCUUGGCGCUGCACAAGAUUGAUAUGAAAGAGCUAGAGAAUAUACUCUUGAAAGAAAGCAGUUUGAUAGGCCAUUAGCUAAUAAUCAGUUGAUUCAAAAGAAAUUAGCAGACAUGGUCACUGAGAUUUCAUUAGGACUUCAUGCAGUUCAUAGAGUAUCUCAACUCAAAGAUGAAGGAAAAUUAUCCCCAGAGAUGAUCUCUCUUGUAAAGAGAAAUAACUGCGGCAAAGCCCUUGACAUCGCAAGACAUGCUAGAGAUAUGCUUGGUGGAAACGGUAUAGUAGAUGAGUAUGGAGUCAUCAGACAUUUAAUCAACCUCGAGACUGUAAACACAUACGAAGGAACACAUGAUAUUCAUGCUUUGAUUCUUGGAAGAGCUAUCACAGGUCUACAAGCUUUCUUCUAAUUAGAGAGUAAUUCAAUAA